Molecule: messenger RNA, 2541 nt
Organism: Xenopus tropicalis (tropical clawed frog)
Lineage: Eukaryota; Metazoa; Chordata; Amphibia; Anura; Pipidae
Gene: syt12
Product: synaptotagmin 12
Exons: 8
Coding region: 319-1563 (414 amino acids)
Cellular component (GO): presynapse; synaptic vesicle membrane
Source: RefSeq, a predicted model, not a curated record
UCUGCAGUCAGUAGGAGGGCUUGAAUGAAUGCAGUGUGAAGCAUCAGCACAGAUUCCCCAAAAUACCAGAACCAUCGCUGUGCCUGUGCUCAGAUAUCUAUAACCCAUUCCUUACAGGAUGCCCACAUGAAUGCGGCCGCUGGACCGGAGCAUCCCUAAGUCUGUGCCCCUGCCUGUGCCCCGGGAUGGCUCUUCUUCACAACAGGAGAGCACUUGCUCAGCCACUGGGAAAUUGCCUGGAAUGAGCUGAGAGCUGAGCAGUACUUUGGGCACUGACUGCAGCAAACUCUGGCUAAGGGUGCAGAUUGAAUAAAUGCCAUGGAGAGCAAAAUCCUUGACUACGAGUACCGUAUCAGUGUAAUCAGAAGCCCCCCAGGAUGGGAAAUAGGGAUCUACAUUGCUGGUGCCUUGACUUUACUUGGUGUAACUGGGCUGUAUCUCUGGAAACUGUAUAAAUCAGGAAAUUACCCGUCGCCUUCUCCCUUCCCCAAUUAUGACUAUCGAUAUCUCAAGCAGAAAUAUGGAACUUCCCACUCUGACGUAAGGAAAAAGAGACAGCCUGCUGCCAAACCUGCAAACAACAUGGCAAACCUUAAUGACACCUAUGAGAGCAUCAAUGAGUUUGGCCCCAUAGAACUGAUUAACAAAGAUCUUGAAAUGACUCCUUAUGGAAUGCUAAGGAAAUCCAUCUCCACCGACUCGCUCAGCUCAGUUUCUUCCAUUGGAAAUAACUUUGGCCAAGACAUUACAGUGGGACAGAUAGAGGUGACCAUGGAUUAUGAUGUCCACUCCAACACUUUACAUGUCGCUUUAAUACAAGGAAAAGACUUGCUUGAAAGGAAAGAAGAUGGGAAUUUUGAGUCUUGCUUUGUACAUAUCAGUCUUCUCCCAGAUGAGCAAAUUGUUGGCAUUUCCAGGAUUCAGGGAAACGCAUAUUCCGUCAUGUUCGACGAGACGUUUUCCAUCCCGCUUGACCCCCUGGCGCUGGAAGAAAACAGUUUAAAGUUCUCCAUUUUUGGAAUCGAUGGGGAUGAUAGGAAAGUCAGCACCGGAGUAGCGGAACUGAAGCUGUCAGACCUAGAUCUGGCUCUGCGUCCGUUUAACACGUGGAUUUAUCUGCAGGACGUCAACAAGGCCACAGACACUGUAGGAGAGAUCCUGCUGUCACUCAGUUAUCUCCCGACUGCUGAGCGGCUCACGGUUGUGGUGGUUAAAGUGAGGAAUCUGCUCUGGACUGAAGGAAAGACCACUGCAGACCCAUUUGUAAAAGUUUACCUUCUCCAAGACGGCAGGAAGAUAAGCAAAAAGAAGACAGCAGUGAAAAGAGAUGACCGGAACCCAGUUUUUAAUGAGGCCAUGAUAUUUUCUGUGCCAGCCAUUGUAUUGCAGGAGCUGUCUUUGAGGAUCACAGUAGCAGAGUGCUGUGAGGAUGGGAGAGCAGAGAACAUUGGACAUGUUAUCAUAGGUCCUUCAACAAGUGGAAUGGGCAUGACCCACUGGAACCAGAUGUUGGCCACUCUGAGAAAACCUGUGUCCAUGUGGCACCAAAUCAGACAAAACUAGUGGUAGACAUAUUGUCGAUUUCUUUGGGUUUUAAUCAUCACUAUGGUAUGGCAUUAAUGGCAAUAACUGGAACUGAACAUCAAGACCUGGAAUAAACAACUAUAAUAACGUCAGAAGUAUCAUUUUGUGUAUAUAUUUUGCAUGGGACUUGUCACCAACUCCCUAAUCAUUUGAAAUACUAAAAUUCUGUUAUAAAAAAAUGUUUAACCUUGGAGAAAAAAUGUCUGCUGUCUUUGCUAUGCAGAUCUGGGGUGCCAUAUUCUUCUCAAUACUAUCAACACUAUCAGUUAUAGGAGGUCCGGUUAAGAGGCAAAUAAGGCAGCGCCUCUGUAGGAGACACCGGUCAUGCACAUAACUUGCUUGUUUUUAGGGAACGGCACUGGUAAAUUUAAAAUUUUGGCAAAUUUGUUGACUUUUAUCACUUACCUAAUAACCCCAUACCCCAUCCUCCAAAACGGAUCAGACAUAGCACAUGAGCAGACUCUUUGCUAAAGUUUAGUUCUGCUCAUACUCCAUCUGUCCUAGCAUGGAGACUUCCUGGAAUGAUGGGGUAUUUGGUUAUGACGAUAUGAGGAAAGCAAUUGGGAACUAGGUGGUGCCUCCCCCAAAUGAAUUACCACUCCCUCAGUGACUUAUCUUUCCUUGUCCUUUGAAUAUUGAACUGGAGACUUCUGAAAUGUAUAUUCACCGCAUUGUGACAAGCUCAUUCAGUUGGGGCCAUUCCUCCACCCACCGUAGGCUCGCCAUUUCAUUCAACCCUUUCUCGCCUUGUGAAGUGAUGGAUUCUGGGACUUGAAGGCCCUCUGUUUUUCGGAGAAUCUGUGCAGCACCCACUAUGAAAAGCGGUGGGACAUCAAGUCCCAGUGUCCAUCACUUUAUAGUGGAACAAGGUGAGGGUGGGGUUGGAUCACUCUGUGAGCCUAAAGAGGUGGGGAAAGUGGUCCUUGUGAGGAGAGACAGACUAUCACGGUUUCCUUU